Vidua macroura (Pin-tailed whydah) is the source of this 1517-nucleotide messenger RNA. RefSeq lists its product as uncharacterized. The record is from RefSeq and is a predicted model, not a curated record. The transcript is spliced from 2 exons. The coding region runs from base 289 to 1353 and encodes 354 amino acids. Lineage: Eukaryota; Metazoa; Chordata; Aves; Passeriformes; Viduidae.
AAACAAAAAAGGGGAAAUCUGGUAGGUAUGCUCCAUACCUCAAGAGCAGCUUAACAAAGCAACCUAUGUUUUAAAUUUUUUGAAUCUUUCCACUAGGGAUGACCUAAUGGCACAUCAAAGGCACCUAGGUCAGACAACUGAUGGAGAAGGAGUUCACCCAGAAGCUACAUACAAAGAUGUACACAGCGGUCAGUGGAAAGGUCCAGUUCCACUGUUAGCUUGGGGGAGAGGUUAUGGGUGUGUUUCUUUGCCCACAGGACCAUAUUGGCUUCUGGUGAGAUACAUCAAAUGCAGCUAAGGAUGACAACAGUGAAUCUUGCUGUCCUUCUACUGCUAUACUGCCAUCAAGUGGUGGAAGGAAGAAUCUACUGGGCACACAUUCUUGAGCCACCACUGUUUUGCCCUCUGAACUGGUGGGAUCCAGAACCUCCCCUCAUCAACAAUGGAAUGAAAUGGGUAGGAGGAACUUGGCUUCCUCCCCUAGAUCAGGAUGUUGUAAAUACACGUGUUACCAAUGCUUCUUAUGUUACUGAUUUACUGCCUACAUGCUUAAUGUGGAAUCAAACAAACACCUUUUUCUCCUUACCUUGUGCUAAUUUUUCUAUGCAAUUACAUUUAAUAUAUGUAUCCUCGGGAAUGGUAAAAACUUUGACUGCUAUUACAUUGCUGACCAUUCUGUCUACCUCCAACAAUUCUGUAGAUGCCACUACACCUCAUUUUCCCAAAUGUUGUUUUACAUCCAUUUCCAAUUUACGACAUUUGGAAUGGACAUCAUGUAUAGGACAACAACUACAACAACAAUUCUUACAGUAUGGGAGAGUAAUUGACUGGGGACUACAUGGUGUCCUUAGAGAAAAGGGGACAAAUAUAACCAUCCUCCCGUUCCAAAAGGCAAACUGCAGUAUUGUUUGGCAUGAUGGUGGAAUGGCCAGAUCAUUGAUUCAGUAUUAUCUAGAUAGUAAUCAAUCACGUGUUCAAAAGCAUUUCUGGAAGAUGUUGUUACCUGCUUUUGGUAAUACGGUAUAUCAGGUGAACUUGGUUAAGAACCGUACCAUCAGAAAUUUGACAUUGCCAAAGAAACAAUCACUAAUGACUUGUACUUCACACCUGUAUGUUUUUGCUUUAGCUAAUGAUCUUUCAAUUGAAUAUAGGAAUGGUUUGUAUUUUUUAUCUGCUAAUUCUUUUGUCUUUAAAUCAUGUGUAACCAAUGAAAAGACGAAUAAUUUUUCUGUUCUUCCCUUUAAAAGAAAACUGGAAAUUUGGGUACCUGUAAAUCUGACUCGGACUUGGGAAGGACAAGAUGGUCUUUCACAAUUGGCUCAACUAUUCCAAGAGGAAAUCCAAAAGAGUUGAAUGGGUUGAACAGGAACAAGACACCAUUUCUACUAGAAUGUGAAGAAAUUCAAACAGAAUGGUCUUCAUGGUCUACUGGCCUGUGACUCUGGAAACAAUAAUAGAAGAUAUCAAGAGGACAGAUUUAUUGUAGAACUGUGAUUAAACUUUUAGCCUGUAGCUAA